Messenger RNA from Brachypodium distachyon (stiff brome), 885 nucleotides. Its product is annotated as L10-interacting MYB domain-containing protein-like. The transcript is spliced from 2 exons. The record is from RefSeq and is a predicted model, not a curated record. The coding region runs from base 1 to 885 and encodes 294 amino acids. Lineage: Eukaryota; Viridiplantae; Streptophyta; Magnoliopsida; Poales; Poaceae.
AUGGGUGAGAAGGCAGUUUGGAAUGAGGCAAAUGUCAAACAUUUUGUUGAUAUUUGCAAGGAGGAGGUACUUGCUGGAAAUAGACCUACUACCUAUUUGAACAACAAAGGUUGGAAGAACCUUGAGGAUAAAUUUGCUGCAAAAACGGGAAAGAAACUAACCAAGACACAAUUUAAGAACAAAUGGGACAACAUGAAACAGUCCUAUACAUGGUUUAUGGAGCUGAAAAAUGCCGCUACUGGUCUGGGAUGGAUUGAUGCAACGAAUACUGUUGAUGCAUCAAAGGAAUGGUGGGAUGAGCAUCUUUGGAAAUGCAACAAUCCAGAAAAAGGAAUCAAGUGCAACCAUGUGAGGUUCAGGAAACGUGGUCCCAGUCAGCUGCAUGAUUUGGACAUCUUGUUUUCUAAUGCACAUGUCACUAGGGUUACUGUAGCAUGUCCUGGGGAUUUAUCUUCUGAUGAUUCCGAAGAUGAUUAUAUUAUGGAGGUAGAGAAAGAUGAUGACAUCGAUUCACCGAAGUUGCCUUCAGUGAAGAAAGGAAAAGAAACCAAGAAGCGCAAAAUUGAGCAAGAUAAGGAAGAGAAGAGCCCUUUCCUUCGUUUGUACAAGACCACUUGUGCACAAAUAGGAGAUGCAUCAAAGAAGAUAUCUGAUAGUGUUUCAUCAUCAUCAGGUCCUUCUUCAGUCAACCAAAUUCCUACCAUUGCCGAGGUUAUGAAGUUGGUAAAAGAAUGUGGAGUGAAAGAGAAGACUGCUUUGAUGCAUACGGCUACCUUUCUGAUAGUGAAGCCAGAAUUUAGGGAGAUCUUUACCUUGCUGGAAACAAAAGAAGGAAGAUUGGAUUUGCUGGAGAGGGAGCAUGAGAAGCAGUCGAGGCACAUGUAG